AUGCCAACAGCAACACAAGAACCUUCCUCCAAAACGGACGCCUACAGCAACCGCAUCGUCCUAACAACCUACCCCUCCCAAAGCGUCGCCAACCCAAUCCCCCUAACCUGGGGUUCCUCAGAUCCCGAAACCCGCGGUCCCGUAAUCGUCUCCCGCAGCAAAAACACCCUCAGCAAGCGCAACGCGAUCGGCGCCCACGGCGGCAGCUACUCCUUCUACACCGCGCUCGCCAUCGCCUCAGGGGACCUGGAGCCCAACUUCCGCCCGAAUUUCCUCAACACGCAGCCGACAUUCAAUUUCCCCUACCAAGAUGCAUGGGGGGACAAGAGCAAGAUCGUCUCGAUGGAUCCGUUCGGCCAUGAUAUUGUCAAGCACUACGGGAAGUAUCUAGAUGAGGGGGUCGACGUACGGCCGACCAUCGCUGUGACGAGGGCGACGAUGCGUGUCUCUGAAAUAACGGAUGCGAUUGCGCGCGGUCGGGUCCCUAUCGACGGGAACAUCGUUCUCAAUGAAGGUGGGGAUGUGAAGGUCACCAAAGUAGCCGUGGAGCCCGUGUGGUAUCUCCCCGGUGUGGCUGAUCGGUUCGGCGUAUCAGAGAAGGAUCUGCGCCGGGCGUUGUUCGAACACACCGGGGGAAGUUAUCCGGAGUUGAUUACCAGACCUGAUAUGAAGGUAUUUCUUCCGCCGAUUGGCGGGCUGACGGUUUAUAUCUUUGGGCCGCCAGAACGGGUAUCUGAUCCGGAGAUGCGACUGGCGCUGCGGAUUCAUGAUGAGUGUAAUGGGUCGGAUGUGUUUCAGUCGGAUAUUUGUACGUGUCGGCCGUAUUUGACGUUUGGGAUUGAGGAGGCGAUUAAGGAGGCGCAGGGGGGUGGGAGUGGAGUGGUAAUUUAUUUUCGAAAGGAGGGAAGGGCGCUGGGUGAGGUGGUGAAGUAUUUGGUGUAUAAUUCGAGGAAGAGGGGUGGAGAUACUGCCGAUAAGUAUUUUCAGAGGACGGAAAAUAUUGCGGGGACUAAGGAUAUGAGAUUUCAGGCUUUGAUGCCGGACAUCCUGCAUUGGUUGGGCAUUACGAAGAUUGAUCGCAUGCUGUCCAUGUCGAAUAUGAAGCAUGAUGCGAUUGUCGAGCAGGGCAUUCCGAUUUAUGAACGUAUUCCUAUUCCGGAUGAUAUGAUUCCGGAAGAUUCGCGCGUAGAGAUCGAUGCGAAGAUCCAUUCUGGGUACUUCUCGACCGGAAAAGAGAUCACAGAAGAAGACCUCAAGCAGGUUAAGGGACGUGGCUGGGAGUCUUGGGAGGAUGUGACGGUGAGUCAAUAA
Molecule: messenger RNA, 1311 nt
Organism: Aspergillus vadensis CBS 113365
Lineage: Eukaryota; Fungi; Ascomycota; Eurotiomycetes; Eurotiales; Aspergillaceae
Product: GTP cyclohydrolase II
Exons: 4
Coding region: 1-1311 (436 amino acids)
Biological process (GO): riboflavin biosynthetic process
Molecular function (GO): GTP cyclohydrolase II activity
Source: RefSeq, a predicted model, not a curated record